UUUGAAAAUAACGUGAAAUGUUGACCAUUAUACAUGUAUUUAUAAACGAAUUUAUAUUGUGUAUUUGAAUGGAUUUUUCAUGUAUGUAUACUUCUCGAAUUCGACAGAAUGAGAUAGAUGUGUAGAAUAAAAUGAUAUAUCGGUUGCAAUUAAAUGGAUUUAUUAACAUUAAUAAGUCAUUAAAAAUUUUCACGUUACUUCACCAUGAUUGAUCCUCGGACAAAUGACCUUUACUGCGUUAGUUCCAUUAAAUGUGAAGAUUGCAGUUAUCACAAGGUUAACACGGGUUUAUCACAUGUACACGUUGAUAAAUUGUAAAAUUCAACAUGUAUUCUGAUUAUCACGAAAUUGCAACUGCUCUAGUGUGACGCGGGUUUAAUUGCUCGGAUAUUAUUUGUUAUAUAUUAAUUUUUAUCCAUUUCUUAAAUAAAAAAUGUGAAGAUGCAAAAGUAUUUCAGAUCGAAGCAAUAAUUAAGAUGUACAUAUAAUAUAGAUCGACACUUCAGGAGAGUCGUUUAUCAUUUGUGAUACAAUAAUUCAAAAUCGAAUUUAAAAUAUGGUGGCUACUGCUAAACUAGCUUCAACUUUCAUUUUGUUUGGUCUUUCUGUACUAAGUGGAGUUAUUUCCUGCAUUACGGUAAAAUGUUUGGUGCUGAAACUUGGAACUUCAACAAAAUUCACUGGUGCAAUGAGUCUCCUGAAUUGCUUUUCCGGUGGCGUUUUCUUCGCUACUUCCGUUUUAAGUUUACUUCCGGAAGCGCGCGAAAGCAUGGAACAUGCAUUGGAAGGUCUUGAGUUUAGUUCAGAGUAUCCUUUCACCGAACUGGCAAUGUGUAUUGGAUUUUUCAUGAUUCUAAUGCUUGAGCAUAUUGCUCACAAGUGUUGCUCUUCUAAUACGACAACUCGCCCAAUUCGUCCAGAAAAUGACCCCAGAUCAAAAGAACGAAAUUCCAUGUCAGAAUCAGCCGGUGCAGAUGUGGCAGUAAGUUACAAGAUAGUGAGCGGGAAAAGAUAUAAAGGGGUGUACACAAAAGACCCUAUACAAGUAGCAAGUGAUUUAGAAGAUUCUUCGUACCAUGACGGCAUGACAUAUCAAACGUAUGGCGCGGUGGGCGAAUCGGUCGACAGCCCGACAAAAAGACCUUAUUCAGAAGUUAGAAAUGACUCUUCAAAUUCUAAAACCAAAGAAAUUGUGUUCCAAGACAGUGAUAGAAUUCUAAUGAGAAAUGCAAAAGUUGCAAAAGAAGUUAAAAUCAAAUCAACAAAUGAAGCCCUUACAGAAGUCAGAGAUUCCGCAGACGAUAAUCGUGAUCCUACAAGGUCAAGGUUACGAGGUCUUGUGCUAUUAAUAGCAUUAUCUUUACACAUGAUUUUUGACGGUCUCGCGCUUGGGCUUCUAAAAGAUGAUUCAAAAGUUUACGAGCUUCUAGCAGCCCUGUGUUUACACAAAGUUCUUGUAUUCUUCACAAUCGGGAUUCAAACUUUAGAGCUACUUGCCUCCGUCAAGAAAACCAUUUGUGUCAUUGUAGUUUUCGCUUUAAUGAGUCCAUGUGGUGUUAUAGUAGGUGAAAGUAUUAAUCUUUCUGGAGAAUCAGAUGCAAAAGAUUUAUCGUCUGCCAUAUUGCAGGGUAUUGCAACCGGUACUUUCCUUUUUGUCACGUUCUUCGAGAUUUUGCAACGUGAGUUGGGAUCCGGUGACCAUGACAUUUUUAAAGUGUUCACGACUAUUUUCGGAUUUGCGCUUAUUGCUUGUACACGGUUGCUUGAACACGAAGAAUAAUACGAAUUAAUUUGUAGAAAGUUUAAAUGAACCAGUUAGCUUAUUUUGUUUUAGUCCAAUUUCAGAGCAAAAAUAAUAAUGUAUCCUUAAUAUAUGUAUGUAAUUUGUAUGUAUGCUAGUGUGCAUAUUUUGUUAAUCAAAACCUUAUAUAGUUACUUUAAAAUUGUAAAAGAGGAAGCUUUGAAUUUUUGUUGUAAUAUAUUUAUUUAUCAGUGCUCAAAGAAACCUCCGAUUGUGAGAAUGACAUUUCUCUCUCAUUUGUGAAGCUAGCAUUUUGGAAUUUUUCAAAUUCUGAUGGGGCCUUCAUUUUCAGUUACAGCUGGUUGAGGGUAACAGAACAUACGUGACUAUUUUUGUAUAAAGUGCUAGUGUUACAUAAAUACCUUAUUUUUAUAAAAUGAGCCGCGUCACGACAAAACGAACGUAAUGCGUUUGCAUCCAGCAUGGAUCGAGACCAGCCUGCGCAUCCGCGCAGUCUGAUCAGGAUCCAUGCUGUUCGCUACCACUUCUCUACUUGUUAUAGGUUUUGUAAGCGAGCAGCAUGGCUCCUGAUCAGACUGCGCGGAUGCGCCGGCUGGUCUGGAUCCAUGCUGCUCGCAAACCCAUUAUGUUGGUUUUGUCAUGGCGCAGCUCAAAUAUAUUUUGUUAAAACAGUUAAAAUGUAACUUUGCCUAAUUUUUCAUAUAUAUUCGUCAUACAUUUUGUAAUUCUUCUUGUAUAAUGUGUAAGAUACUGUACAUGUAAUAAAAUUGAAAAUCUUUGUCGCUUUAAAGCUACAAGAUUAUGU
Messenger RNA from Ruditapes philippinarum (Manila clam), 2567 nucleotides. Its product is annotated as zinc transporter ZIP1-like. Gene Ontology annotation, molecular function: zinc ion transmembrane transporter activity. The transcript has a single exon. The record is from RefSeq and is a predicted model, not a curated record. Gene Ontology annotation, biological process: zinc ion transmembrane transport. NCBI's taxonomy places the organism in Eukaryota, Metazoa, Mollusca, Bivalvia, Venerida, Veneridae. Gene Ontology annotation, cellular component: plasma membrane. The coding region runs from base 557 to 1780 and encodes 407 amino acids.